This is a messenger RNA of Phytomonas sp. EM1, 946 nucleotides long. NCBI's taxonomy places the organism in Eukaryota, Euglenozoa, Kinetoplastea, Trypanosomatida, Trypanosomatidae. The record is from the annotation of a GenBank genome assembly.
GGGUGAUGUGCUUUGCACUUGAGAAGUAAAUAAACCAUAUCAACAGGCAAAGGGUGUGUCGUAGCAUCCUAUUGCACAUCAUCACACAUUUGAUAGGAAUACAAACUCAAUAUAGAAAUAAUAGCGUUUCUUUUAUCGUUUGCACCCUUCUUUAAGGAAUCGAAAAGAGACGUGUGUAGUGCUCUCACGUGCAUUAAUCUUUUAAUUGCUAGAUUAUCAUGAAGGCUUCGGACGUGUUCCACGCGUGGCACCUUACCCCCAUUUUGCUCAAGAGUCGUGCUCAUGACAGCGGUGUCAACCAGUACGGCCUCAAGCCGGUCAACGCCUAUGACUACCUAAAUCCCACCAACCUCGUGAACUUCGGGCGGGGAACCAGUUUCGACAACCUCGGCGUCCGCCGCUCGGAGAGGGGGCAAAUCGACUCCUCACCGUCGCAUAACGGGUUGCCCGUGGUCACACAGGCGAAGUUGUUAGGUCUCAACGGACCCGACGCGAUGAGGAUGUGUGAAAGCGAGAUGAUGCAGCUUCGGGUGUGUAUGGCGAAAGGUGGCAGCACGUGCGAGCGGGAGAAUCGCGUCUUGGAUUUAUGCCUUUCGAAGGUGGGGCAUCUUUGCCAGGCGAUGGGGCAGGCCUGCUCCGAGUUUAACGAUUGGUUUAUCCAGAAUGUGUCGGACAACCACACCAAACCGUUUCAGCACCGACCACAUGACUGGCGUCACCAUUACGCGCAGGAAAAACUCGUCAGGGAGCAGCAGCAGAACGGCAGUGCCUACGGACGUCGACCGAAGGAGUUUUCUUUUGGUGCUAGGUAUGUGAAGACGGAGGGUUAUGGUAAGCGGCCGCGUCUACCGUUCAACAAGUAAGGGAAGGAUGCCUCAUAGCGUGCAAAAUUUCAUUGUUAUUCUUUUUCUUGCUGUGAUACAUAUAGUGUUUUCGACGAGAGAAA